CCCCCGCCCCCCGCCCGCCCCUCCGGCCGCCUCUGCCGCCGCGCGCCGCAGCAGCGCCGCCUUCCCUGCGCAGUCGGUGUCUCCGCGUCGCUGGGUGGGACUUGGCUCGGUGGCUAUGGGCAAGCAAAACAGCAAGCUGCGGCCAGAGAUGCUGCAGGACCUGCGGGAGAACACAGAGUUCUCCGAGCUGGAGCUGCAGGAGUGGUACAAGGGCUUCCUCAAGGACUGCCCCACAGGCAUCCUCAACGUGGACGAGUUCAAGAAGAUCUAUGCCAACUUCUUCCCCUACGGUGACGCCUCCAAGUUUGCGGAGCAUGUCUUCCGCACCUUCGACACCAACAGCGACGGCACCAUCGACUUCCGGGAGUUCAUCAUCGCGCUGAGCGUGACCUCGCGGGGCCGCCUGGAGCAGAAGCUCAUGUGGGCCUUCAGCAUGUAUGACUUGGACGGCAACGGCUACAUCAGCCGCGAGGAGAUGCUGGAGAUCGUGCAGGCCAUUUACAAGAUGGUUUCGUCCGUAAUGAAGAUGCCGGAGGACGAGUCGACCCCGGAAAAGAGGACCGAGAAAAUCUUCCGCCAAAUGGACACAAACAACGACGGCAAGCUGUCCCUGGAGGAGUUCAUCCGCGGGGCCAAAAGCGACCCGUCCAUCGUGCGUCUGCUGCAGUGCGACCCCAGCAGCGCCUCCCAGUUCUGAGCGAGAGGAGCCAGGUUUCCCGUCCCUGCCUUCACCGACCCUCUCCCGGCUCUCAGCUUCCUCGCCCUUGUGUCUAUCCAAGCUGGGGGGCAGAUGGCCACCCCCAGGGUCUGCACUCUUAGUGGGGGAAGCCUAUAGGGAAUGGAACCUGCUGUCCCCCCAAGGCCCAAGCCAGCAAGUGGUUAGCACCCUCACCCCACCGCCCCACCCCAUCCAUCCAAGAGGCAAUUAUCAGCCUUACGCAAUGAUUGAGACAAGGGUUCUGGCCUGGUCUGCCCCUCAGAGUCAGCCCUCCCUUACCUAGAUAUGCGGACUUAAGCCACUCUCCCCUCCCCUGUAGCCCCCACCCCCCAGCCAUGAGGCCAGACUUCCCUCCCCUAACCAUGGGGCAAGCUCCCCCACCUCCACCCCCACCCUUGUAGAUCUCAGCCUUGGUGGAGCUGGGAAUCACACCCAUGUAAGGAGCUUGUCUUUUUAUUUGGAGGGGAGAGAAGGAUUCCAGAGGCCUAGAGGCUUGAGGAGAAACCAUCUUUGAGCCAUCCUUCCUGGCAGGAGGGCCUUAACCCCGCCUGCUCCUGCCCUUGCUGGCCUGGAGGCCCAGGUGCAAGAGGGAAACCUCCCGUUUCCAGCCCUCCAGCUGUGAGGCCCAGGAUCCCACGCCUGCGUUUUGGCAUUGUGAUGAACACAAACCCACGGACCCCUCUUUGUAUCCCUCAGAUACACACGCAGACCCGCAGACAGACAGGCAGACACAACUGGAGCGCCCCACCCCCCACCUCAAAGCGUCCUGUAUGGAAAAGAAGAACAGACCCCCCCUGGCCGUACCCUCCCCCGCUGCAUGCGCCCACAUGGAGCAUCUCUGUUCUUUUUAAUGACUUCAGAAUAAAGUCUCCUUUCAGUGCA
Capra hircus (goat) is the source of this 1600-nucleotide messenger RNA. RefSeq names its product hippocalcin (gene HPCA). The record is from RefSeq and is a predicted model, not a curated record. Bases 116 to 697 code for a protein of 193 amino acids. The transcript is spliced from 4 exons. NCBI's taxonomy places the organism in Eukaryota, Metazoa, Chordata, Mammalia, Artiodactyla, Bovidae. Gene Ontology annotation, molecular function: calcium ion binding.